AUGCGACUUUUACAGAUCAUAAACAAACUGUGGAGUAAAAUUACAGAAACAAAAUGGGCAAUUCUUUAUGUCAGAUUUGCAGCUGUACGAUUAGUUGUUGCAAUAGCAAUGAAUGCUGUUAUAUUGAAAUUACAUGAAGAUAUUGCAGAAAAAUUAUUCAACUUACAUGACAUUGAAGGUGAUUUACCUGAUCCUGAUAAUAGAAAAUUUGCAUAUAUAAAUUACGAUUAUGGAAUUUAUAGAAGUGAAAUUUUAUCUAUAAUACAUGGAAAUGUCUGGUUCAUGGUUUUUGAAGCAUUUCUAAUGUUUCUAUGUCUCUCAUCGUUGUUUUUUCAAAACACAAUUGAAGUAAUAACAGUAGGAAUGAUAAAUCUUAUGUUGAUAUUGUUUUCAGGAAUUAAUCUAGCACGAAGUCUUAAAUGGAUAGGCCGUAUAAAUAAUCAAUUAGAAAUUGACCGUCCAUUUAUAGAUGGUGAUACAGUCGAUACAACUGACAUAAGUAGAGCUGUAAUAACUUGGGAAAUUAUUCAUUUAUUAAUAUUAACUGGAUUUGCUGCGUCUUCAUUAUUCUUUGGUUAUAAAUUAACAGAGAAUAAAGUCGCAAUGUUUAUUUAUGCAAUUGCUUCUAUAGUUACGAUUUCAAAUUUAAUUUUCAUACUUGCUUCUGUUAUAAUUAAACGUGAAGAAGCAUUAUUGAUGUUGUUGGACAUUUUGGGUAUUUUACUGAUUGUGCUAUCAAUGAUUGUUGCUUAUUUAACAGUAAGGAAUUUUGUUCAAAAGAAACAUCAAAUUGUCACGGUUGAUUUGGAAUCAAGUGGGGUUCAACAGCCAACAAGAUUUUCAAUUGAUGGUUAA
This is a messenger RNA of Entrophospora candida, 855 nucleotides long. The record is from the annotation of a GenBank genome assembly. NCBI's taxonomy places the organism in Eukaryota, Fungi, Glomeromycota, Glomeromycetes, Entrophosporales, Entrophosporaceae.